AUGGGCACACCUCCAACACCGGCGGUAGUCGACGAAAAGACACCAAGCUCAACCGACGAUGUCUCUCCCGAGCCAACAGAUACCACUCUUGCCAGUAACGGCAAUGUCAUAGACGACGGCCUGCAGCGCGGCCUCAAGAACCGCCACCUACAAAUGAUCGCCUUCGGCGGCGUCGUAGGAGCCAGCAUCUGGUACGGGACCGGGUCCGCGAUCGCGUACAGCGGGCCCGUCGGCGCGUUGAUCUGUUUCCUGAUCAUCGGCGUGGACGUCUUCUUCGUGAUGCAGAGCCUCGGGGAGAUGACCACGCUCUUCCCGGUGCAGGGCGCCUUCAUCGAGCUGGCGGGCCGCUUCGUCGACCCGGCGCUCGCCUUCAGCCUCGGCGUCAACUACUGGUACGCGUGGGUCACCAACAUCGCCAACGACUACAACAACAUCUCGCUGAUCAUGGGGCUGUGGACCUCCGCCGUGCCCUCCUACGUCUGGGUCCUGAUCUUCUGGGUCGGGUUCCAGUGCACCUCGCUCCUCGGCGUCGUCGUCUACGGCGAGAUGGAGUUCUGGCUCGCGUGCUGGAAGCUGUUGUGCGUCGUCGGCGGCUUCCUCGUCGCCAUCCUGAUCAACACGGGCGCCGUCGGCGGGUCGUACAUCGGCUUCCGGUACUGGCGCGACCCGGGCGCGAUCGCGAACGGCAUCUCCGGCUUCGGCCGCACCUUCGUGCUCGCCGCCGUCUACUACAGCGGCACGGAGAUGCUCGCGCUGACCGCGGCCGAGAGCCGCGACCCGGCCCGCGACCUGCCGCGCGCCAUCCGCCAGACCUUCUACCGCAUCCUCGUCAUCUUCCUCGGGCUCGUCUUCUUCGCCGGCAUCAUCGUGUCUUCCGACGACCCGGGCCUGCUAACCGCGACCAGCAAGUCGGCGCAGUCGCCCUGGAGCAUCGCGUUCGCGCACGCGGGCUGGGCCGCGGGAGGCAACCUGGUGAACGUGGUCAUGAUCACGGCGCAGCUGUCCAGCGUCAACAGCGCGAUCUACGUGGCCUCGCGGGCCCUCGCGGCGCUAGCCGCCCGCGGACGCGCCCCGGCGUUCUUCGCGAAGACGACGAAGAACGGGGUCCCGGUCAAUGCGAUUGUGUUCUCGAACGCGUUGGGACUCUUGUCGCUGUUGAACAUCGCGGCGACGCCGGGGAAGGUGUUCACAUAUCUGAUUACGAUUUCCGGCGAUGCGACGUUCAUCGCGUGGGCGAUGAUCGGGGUCACGCAUAUACGCCUGCGCCGGGCGUGGGUACGCCAAGGACGCGGGAUAGAGGAGUUGCCGUAUAAGGCCUUCCUGUACCCAUACGGCGCGUGGUUUGUGGUGGCGCUCAAUGUCUUCUUGGUUUUCAUUUCCGGGUAUGAGGUUUUCGUAGACGGCUUUCACGCGGUGGACUUCGUCUUCUCGUAUGUCGUGAUCGCGAUUUUUGUAGUCUUGUCUAUCGGCUGGAAGAUGGCGAAGGGGACGAAGAUUAUAGGAGCCGCUGAGGCUGACCUCGUUACUGGUAGACGAGAGUAUUUGACGGGGGAAGCUCAAGGUGGCCCCUCGGAAAAGACUAGUAUCCCAUGGUAUAUUAUAGUUAAACGGUUUCUCUUUGGCUAA
Molecule: messenger RNA, 1626 nt
Organism: Annulohypoxylon truncatum
Lineage: Eukaryota; Fungi; Ascomycota; Sordariomycetes; Xylariales; Hypoxylaceae
Product: amino acid permease/ SLC12A domain-containing protein
Exons: 2
Coding region: 1-1626 (541 amino acids)
Biological process (GO): amino acid transmembrane transport
Cellular component (GO): membrane
Molecular function (GO): amino acid transmembrane transporter activity
Source: RefSeq, a predicted model, not a curated record